Molecule: messenger RNA, 846 nt
Organism: Brassica oleracea var. oleracea
Lineage: Eukaryota; Viridiplantae; Streptophyta; Magnoliopsida; Brassicales; Brassicaceae
Product: cyclin-dependent kinase inhibitor 7
Exons: 4
Coding region: 66-614 (182 amino acids)
Biological process (GO): negative regulation of cyclin-dependent protein serine/threonine kinase activity
Cellular component (GO): nucleus
Molecular function (GO): cyclin-dependent protein serine/threonine kinase inhibitor activity
Source: RefSeq, a predicted model, not a curated record
CCUUUUUUAAUUUAACCAGAAAAACCUCAUAAAACUUUUACAAGUGUCCAUAGAGAGAGAGAAGAAUGAACGAGAUGAGCGAGAGAGAUUCUAAAGAGACUAGCUUUGAAGGAUCAAGCAUCAAGAGGAUGAGACUCGAUGGUGAUGACUCAGCUGUUUCACGCUCACAGGAGCGAACGGUUUCUUCUUCUCUGGCUUAUUCUGCUUCAGAUUCUGAAGAUGAAGAUCAUCGGAGCUCAAGCGUCAGCUCCGGCUGUUCUAGCAGCGAAAUCGCCAGAGAUACUGGUCUGCCAUUUUUAGAUCUCGAGGCUCAGCAGCAAAUCUCCGAAACCGAAGUAUCGUCAUUAAUCACCAUCAAUUUCAGAGCACAAGGAAGUCCAUCGAGCGAGAUUCUGGGAGAAAUGGACUCGGCCACGACGACGACCAAGACGGAGAGGAGAGUUGGGCAAAAGCAAGAGAAGAAGGCAAAAGCACCGACGCAGGCUGAGCUUGACGACUUCUUCUCCGCGGCGGAGAGAGGCCAGCAGAAACGAUUCACGGACAAGUACAACUAUGAUAUCGUUAAUGAUACGCCGCUUGAAGGUCGCUACGAGUGGGUUAGUCUCAAGCCGUAAAAGGCUAAGAAGAAGAAGAUGCUUUAGUUACACGACGUCGUAGGUACUCUGUGAGUUUUGUCACAGAUAGAGAGAAUCGUAGCUUAGGAUCGGUUUAUUUCGUUAUUGUACAGUCAGUCCUCUCUAGCUUAUUUUAGUUUCCUUAUUUAUCUUCUUCUUAUGUUCGUCGUACCACGAGAAACAAAAAAAGGACGCAGCUUUCUUUUUCAACUGAUGGAUUUUUUUCGAAAUU